GUACAGCAUACAAAACCUGCGCGCGAGCUGUGUGGGAGUUACUUCACUUCAGCCUUAGCAAAUUUUUCUUUGUGCAACCAACAAACCUGUUUUAGAUUUCCACUGUGUGUGAUAGUCUUAUCUUGUGUUCAUCAUGACACUAACCGACGUGCUACAAGCUUUUUCUACGGAUAGAUCUACUGCAGAAUUUAUGGAAAAGUGAGUUUUUGAUUAAGCUAUCGUCAGAGGCUUGUGUUACUAAGAGCAACCAGUCGCCGAUUGUUACUACGGACUACUGCGUUAGUUCGUUUGGAGCAAAUAUACAAAAACAUCGCGGGGCGAAAACUUAUCUGGUCUACCAUCGCAAUUAUUUGUUGAUUGAUGCAACGAGUAGAUGCAGACUUGUCUUAAAAUUAAAUAAAUGCACAUGGCAUUCAUAUAGGUAUCAUAGCAUAUGUGAAUGUGGUUUCUGAAAUGGAACAUAUUAGCAAGUGUUUUCACGUGUAAAUUUUAAAACUUUGUACUCUUUAUUAUUAACUUUAUUAGUUAUGCAAUGUGGCAUGGGCCUAAGUUGAAAUUAUUGUUAGGUGGAUAACUGCAUGCUAGUGGCACGCCCAUAUUCUUAGCGUAAACUUAAGAAUUUACUGAAAAUUUUAUUUUGCGAAUCUUUGAAAGAGGAAGUGGAUUCUUUGUAAUUUUUUAAUAUUAUUUUCCAUGUCAACGUGUUGAUGAUAGUUAUCUGAGAAGGAUUCCACGACACUGGAGUUAACGUUCAGGUGUACAUUUUUGCUACUUUCAGAUCCCCAGAAACCACCAUGUGCGAACUCGUGACAAGUGCCAUAACGCAGGCAGCACGCGAGGGCAGACUGACGCACGGUCUCGGUGACUGCGUCACAGUUUUAAGCAGGUAAGGCUGUUUAUCUAGGCAAAAUUCUUAUCUAAAUUUAUUCUGUAGUUAUGUCCUCCUGAGUGCGUUGCGCCAUUCCUCCCCUUGUCCAAGAAUGAAGGCCCCGCCCCAUUUACGUUUAAAGAAAACAGAACUGUGAGGUGUUGUCAACAUGGGCGGGGGAUUGCAAAAACAACUCCAUCAGUUCGCCUUUUUACAGUGCUGCACAGCAACAGUUCAAAUAAUUUAUUUAAAAUAAAUGCAUUGCUUUUUAGAAGGAAAAAAAUUCCAGUAUCUUAAAGUAAUAAAGCUAAAGAAAUGUCUCCUAGUUUUCCAAUUCUAGGUAUUUUUAGAUCAAUAAAGACAUUGAUGCAACACCAGCAUGUUUUUUUUCCUUCAAAGUUUAACUUAAGCCUCCUGAACUGAAUUUUUUUUUACACAUUUUGUUCAUGAAACAACUUGUUACAUUUCAGAAACCCCAGUGAUGUGGUCAUCUGCAUACUCCCUGUGGACACCAGCAGCAGCGAUGUCAAUCUCAACAUACAGAUGCUGCUCAUCGAGUCUGUCUGUGUGGAGUAUGACAUACUCAUUUUAAAGGUAAAUACAAUUUAUUUGGAUCUUGGAUUUUGGAAUUAAUUUCUUGGGGAUUUUUGUUGUUCUUCAUUUUAAUUAUGCGCUUAGUUCACUAGAAAUACCUGAGUAUAUUAACUAUUUUAUUAGAUUUGGUGAAUUCUAACAUUUAUAAACUAAAAUUGAUCGAGUCUAUGUGAGAAUUUCUAUGAAGAUUUUGAACAUUAUGAAUCAGCUAGGUUUGCUGUUUCGUGUGGACUAUGCUAUGCAAAUGUUGCUCUGUAGUAGCUGUUAUAAUAACAUUCCAUUUUCCUUACCUGUCAACAGCUGGACAUCAAUCAAAUUCAUUCAGGACUUAACUCUCCAAGUGACCUCGUCGAGGUCGCUGCCUUAGCCAAGGGUCAAAGAGAUGUCAAGACCUCAUCAGAGCUGGAUUGUUUUUUAAUACAGGUGAGCAUUAUAUUAAAUAGAAUAAUGAAAUAUUGAAGUUAUAGUUACAUUGAAAUAACUGAAACACCUAAAGAUAAGAUGAUGAUUUAAUUUUGCUUUUAAUUCAUGUUAUCAUUCAUCACAUUCAGCAAGCUAAUUAUUGAUUUUGUUGUUUUAUUUUCCCCCUAUCAGCACGGUGAUGACGGCCUGAGCUACAAUGACAAAAAACUUCUUCACAUGUUCCAGAACCUUUGGAACGAUGAAUUAUCUGCUGAGACUUUACCCGGUUGAUCGUCUUAACAUCAUGUUGAAACUACCAGAACCUAGCAGGUACGCACACCCUUGAUAACCUCUGACAUAGGUCUUUAAGUCCAUAUAGACAGAAGCCUUUAAACCUAGACAGAUUGUUUGAGAGACACCUUUAAUCUCAGGUAGUCACAAAGGUUUCAUCCAAGAUGGACAGAAGCCCUUAAGCUUGCAUACAUGCACACCUUGUAAUUGUAUAAAACAGCAUGGACAGAGAUAGUGUUCCCCUCUUGUCAGUCACAGGUUGUACAAUGUUUUGUUUUCAUGUCUUCUCCAGGAUAUCCCAAACUCCUGUAGUGUGAGGCAACUUGAGGUGCCCGUUGUCAGCAUCAUCCCUCCCAGGGGAGUCUUGCUCUGGGACAAUAGCCCAGUCGACCAGCUUACUUGAUACUGAUGCUCACACAACAUAAGUAAAAACAGAUGUGGACCCCUGCCUGACCCCUGCCUUGAGCCAUGAAACACAUUUGUUUUACCUCAGCAUCCACACUCUGCAGCAGGGGUCUAACCCAUGUCUGCAGCAGGGGUCUAACCCAUGCCAUCAUCUAAUUUUCCCGUUCAUCAUUAACAUAAUGAUGCGGCACGGUUUGACAAAGACAUCUGAGAGAUAAAUCAUGGUGGGAUAAUUCACUGUAUCUGGACAUUCAAGAGUCAUCACUACAUGCGUCUCACAGAAAAUUUCCAUCAUAUCCAGGAUUAUAAUGAAGACUUUAAAAAAAAAAAAUUUAACUGCAAUGCUUUGAACAGAGAGGUUGCCAUUGAAGGACUUGGAACGUUGCAGUUGCUUUGAACUUGUUACUAAAACAGAGAUUAAAUACUGUGACAGUGCUGAAACAAUCAUCUCAUCAAAACUAAAACAUUGAGCUGGAUUAUCUCUAUGUUGUUAUUUUCACAGACUUCAAGGUUUAAAUUUAUUCAUUAGAGUCUAUCUUUUAAAUAGUGAACUCUGUUAUAAUUCUGUGAAACAUUCUGUUGGGUUGUUGAUACUGAUCAGAUUUAGUAUGCAUAUUUUACUAUACAUUUUUUUUGGUGUUGUUGACUCAAGCAGGAUGCAUUAUGAUUUAUUUUUUUCCCCUCCAGAAACAUCAAGUUAUAAAAAUAUUGAUCAAUAGUGGCAUGUGGUAUUUGGGAGUAUAGCCAGGGUUUUAUCACUUCUGCUACAGCUGAAAUUUUGGGUGACCUCCUGAGUUUAUCAACUCUGAGACACCACCACCCCCCCUUCCACCCCCAUGAUUUAUUGCACAAUCAGGUCAUGUGACAGGCUUUGGAAGGUAGUGAACCAGAGCAAGUAGCUGGUGACCUAGAUAAGUGGAGGGUAUGGGGUAAGGGCUCUGCUCAUUUGCAUGGCUCUGGUGUAUUGCAGUAUACAGGCCAGACUGUUGAACAGUCAAUAAGUGUAACUAGGCUGAUAUGUUGUAUGGUACAGGAACAUUGUUACACUUAGAUAACUGUUGCUGUACAGGAACAUUGUUACACUUAGGUAACUGAUGUGGUAGAAGAACAAAGUUACACUUGCAUAAUAGGAUCUUUUCUUUUAGC
Lymnaea stagnalis (great pond snail) is the source of this 3706-nucleotide messenger RNA. Lineage: Eukaryota; Metazoa; Mollusca; Gastropoda; Lymnaeidae. The record is from the annotation of a GenBank genome assembly.